UUCAAAUAAAUAAUUGGUUUGGUUUGGUUAUUGGUGAAUGGCAAGAUGAACGAGUUACUGCAGAAGCAUGGCUGCGCCAACGUGUUCACAACACCAGAAGGUCUCAAGGAACUUAUGGCGGAUAUUGCGAGAGAAGUGCUACGUGAACAACCAAAGAACAUCCACGAAUUCAUUAGCAAUUAUCUAUCCGUGCUUUUAAUCACGCGCGAGCACGGUGUGAUGGCGGUCAAGAUUCUAGAGGACUUGUGCGACUGUCGGCCUUCGGUCUCCGAGCAUUUGUUACAACUCGGUCUGGACCGGUCCGAUGCAGAAACUCUGGCGCAGAUUAUAAAAGACGAAAUUGAAACCGUCGAGAUUAGCGAUGAUAAAGAGAAUGUCAAAGAAUCUGAUAUAUUAAAGAAAAUGUUGUCGACCGUACCUCUGGAUGAAGAAAUGGCAGCAAACGUUUGUCAGAUUGUUAGGAACGCUUACAAAGACUAUGUCUAUAAGAAGAAAUUGAUGGAACACAGCACGUCGAUGCGCGGUAACGAGCCGUGGCAGCUGGCGGCGGAGCGGACCCUCGCGCUCUACAAGAAGACCAAGCCAAGUCUGCACGAACUCCACAGGGCCUCGGAGAGAAUACAGGCCGCGUAUAGAGGUUAUCAUGUACGUAGAAACCUCUUGAAGCACCUAAAACCUAAGAAAAGGAAGAGUGGCCCUCAGGAGUCGACGCUGGGGCCUACACCCGACAUCGGGGGCUCCAGGGAGAUUGACCUCGGACCGCUUAUUAAAAUUAAAGUACGCGAAGACAACGUGUACGCGAUGUUCGAAGACCACGCGACCGCGACUUUAGGCCUCAACUACCAUCCCACGAAAACCCUGACCCACGUGGUGGAUGAGUAUGAUGACGGCCGCGAGGUCCAGACCGGGAAGACCGGCACGUGGUCCAACUGCACAGCUACGAAGACCGAAAUACGCAUGGUCCAAGUUGAUGCUAGAUAUAGAGAUGUGAGUGUGCCGGAAGACGAUUUAGAGGAUAGUCAGCCGCUCUGUAUGGAGCGCGAGGCCAUGGACGUGUUCACGGAACAGCCCAGCGACCGCAGCUACAGCCUCGACCAUCGCGCGCUCGGCACACCCGCCCGCAAGAUAUCGUUCUCCACAAUGCCACCAGAAAUGAUCCCCAAUGAUGACGACGACUUUCCGGAGGUUCAGGAGGCGAUACAGGAGGCGCUAGAUGACAUCACAAAUGAUGUCUUACAAGAAAUACCUGAAGAUAUACCAUAUAGUAAUGAUGACAAAGAUCCUGACUACACUCCGGUCUCCUCGGUCGCGUCACUGACCAGUGCAGAAAUAGACCAAGAUCAUGUCGAUGUUAAAGACAAUACAUUUUAUGUUGCUUAA
This is a messenger RNA of Papilio machaon (common yellow swallowtail), 1380 nucleotides long. RefSeq lists its product as uncharacterized. Bases 46 to 1380 code for a protein of 444 amino acids. The record is from RefSeq and is a predicted model, not a curated record. The transcript is spliced from 9 exons. Gene Ontology annotation, molecular function: calmodulin binding. NCBI's taxonomy places the organism in Eukaryota, Metazoa, Arthropoda, Insecta, Lepidoptera, Papilionidae.